Molecule: messenger RNA, 2241 nt
Organism: Lotus japonicus
Lineage: Eukaryota; Viridiplantae; Streptophyta; Magnoliopsida; Fabales; Fabaceae
Exons: 14
Coding region: 1-1830 (609 amino acids)
Biological process (GO): protein ubiquitination; interstrand cross-link repair
Cellular component (GO): nucleus
Molecular function (GO): protein binding; ubiquitin protein ligase activity
Source: RefSeq, a predicted model, not a curated record
AUGGCAAGUCCGUCGGAAUUUCACGACCGCGAAAUCGCAGCCUCAUAUCUCGCGGCAGCAGAUUUCAGAGUCUAUGACAACGACGGCGGCGAAGAAGAAGACGAUGAAGAGUACGUUACCUUUUCGCCGCCGUCGUCUAGGGUUUUACCCGACCUUCACCUGAGUCCUACCUACGACUUCUUUGAAGGAAUCAUCAUCCCUGACUGGGAACCGCUGUUUUACGCUCAAGAGGAUGGGAACAAACGCCGGAGAACCGAUGAAGGAGAGGGCUCAUCUUCACCCAUUGGUAGUCAAGGGAACGAGCUCAGCGACACUGACAUUGACGGCUUCAUUUGCCCUAUUUGUUUCGACGUUUGGACCAGUAGCGGUGAACAUCAAAUCUGUUGUCUUCCUUGUGGACAUAUAUAUGGUAUGUCUUGCAUCAAUAAAUGGAUUCGCCGGGAAAAAUAUAUGGCCAAGUGUCCUCAAUGUAAUAAGUAUUGCUCGUUGAAGGAUGUGAGGAAACUCUAUGUUCCACGCGUGAUUGCUGUAGAUGAAGAAGUUCAUAAGCGAAUUCGGUCACUCGAGGACAAAUGUGCUGCCCUUGAAAGCAAGGAUGGUGAUUGGCGCUUGAAAGAAGCUAAAUGGAAAGGGAGAGAAGCUGCAUUGAAUAUUGAAGUGCAGAGCCUCAAAGAGAGAUAUGAACGUGGUAAUCAUCUUUCAAGAACGUGGCAAUCUGAACUGAUGGAUGGCAAUGUGUAUUCUGAACAGAGAUAUGAACGUGAGCACAACCAGGGCCCGAAGUCCCAUGAAAAAAAACCGUUUUGCAAUUUUAAAUGUCAGAAUGUGUUACGUGUGGAUGGUGCACGUCUAUUUGAUAUGGACACUUCUAAUGAUGUUCUAUUAAUAGCACGAAAACCAAAAGCAUUCGGUGGAGUACAAUUGCUAACCAAAAUGAGCUUGAUAUCUCCAUUUGAGAUGGAGGAUAUCUUUUUGUCUUCCACUACAUGUGCUAUUAGAGACCUGCAUAUUUCUCCUUCUAACAGUAGACUGGCUCUCUAUGCUUCAGAAGGGAAGAAAUUAUCAGUGCUCAGCUUGGACAGUAGCGACAUUGUUGUCAAUUAUCGUCUACAGAAUCCUGCUUGGUCAUGCUCAUGGGAUCUCAACAGUACGAAUUAUAUAUAUGCGGGACUACAGAAUGGAUCUGUGAUGGUGUUUGAUAUGCGCCAAACUUCAGGACCUUUAAAAUCUUUAGUUGGGUUGACUAGCUACCCUGUUCACACUGUACAAUCUCUUUCACAAACUUCAAGCCUUCAUUCUGAUGCUAGAACCGUCCUAUCCGCAUCUGCCAGUGGCAUUUGUCAGUGGAACAUUGAUUCUGAAGAUCGGCCGAUUGUGGUUCCUGAAACUGACAAUCAAGGAGAGUGUAUUUCCCUUGCCUAUUGCUCUAGUAGUGAUCACAUUGUUGGUUCCUACCGUCCAAAGUAUGACACAUUGCCUACUCCUCAAGUUACUGUACAACGAGACCGGUGCUCUCAUGUCUUGUACAAGGGAAUGGGCAGUCAUGAUUUCCAGAAGAUGGGUUACACAUAUGGCAAUUUAUGGAAAGAUCGACUGCCAAAAUGUGCAGUUAUAGACAUGAAGAAUCAGGGUACAUUCUUUGCAUCUGGAGAUCAAUUUUCAAGGGAUUUGCUCUUGUAUGAGUUGCCAUCUUUCAGAGUUGUUGAGCAAUUCGACAUGCCAGCUCAGGCCCGUGAUGUUAGGUACUCAACUAGCCAUGGAGUACUUGGUUGUUUAAGUGAUAACACAUUAAAACUUUUCAAAAGAAAGGAAGAAAGUGAGAGUGCAUGACAACUUCCCCGUACCAAUUACCAAUCUUUCACGAGGAAGGUAAUCCUAUAAUCAGUGCAAUCCUUUCGAGAAAAUCAGUGAAGCUGCAUUUUUUGUAGUUCUAAAUUAUGUCUUCGAAUUUCAGCUGUACUUUGAGAUAUUUAUUACACUGCUAGGAGCCUACCAUUGCUUUGUUUGUUCUCUAAUUUUCUAAUUUUAUGUUAUUAGAGCACUAAUGUUGAUGCCAAUAUCGGAAUUUUGUGACAGUAGUGAGUAAUACAUGAAAGGCUUAAUAGCUUUUUGGUCCCUAACGUUUCACAAUUUGGCAAGGUUGGUCCCUCCAGGAAUUUAUUAGCCUGAAACGUCUCUUACGUUCACUAACCGUUGCAAUUUUAGUUUUCCGUCCACUUCCGUUAAAUAUUUAACGGUUUU